AUGAAAUUUAUAACAUGUUUUAAAAAUUCCUUGAUUCGAAGUAAGGAUCAUCUAAUAAACAAUAGGCUAGAGAGCAUAAUAUGGCUCGUAAAUUUAGUCCCAUCCCAAGCAGGUUUUUCCAUAUUGAAAGAUACUAUUUCUGCCCCUUUCUGGAUUUUACACCUGUCUUUGCUUAUAUACGUGUAUGGCGUGGGCAAUGCCGUGUACCAGGUACAAUACGCUCAGGGAGCCCGUGAUUUCAUAAAGAGCUAUGUCAAUAUCUCCUUAUUGAUCUUAAUAUCUAACAACAGCUAUUGGUUUUUAAUGAAAAGACCUCUACUGAAAGCAGUGCUCGAACAAGUUACAAGGAAUGACCGGCUCUCGAUGAAAACAGAUUUUUUGAAGAAAAAGCACGAAAGGCUAUUGUUUGUCAUUAAAAGUAUUGUGUUGAUAUUCUAUGGAUGCAACCUCGUGGAUGCUGUUUUUAUUUAUUUACCACACCGGGUUAACAUAUCAAAUAAUUAUUUUUCCAUGACACCUUGUGUUGGAAUAGGAUCUCUGAAUUCAACACCUAAUCGAGAGAUCUGUCACGCUAUAUUAUUUGCACAAGAGUUGACAAUAAUGACGGUAGUCCUAAACUACCAAGCUCUUCUGCUAUUUCUAAUAGCUCAUACUUCAGCGAUGUAUCAAAUGCUUUCAGCUGAGAUGCUUGCGUUUGAUGACUACGAAGAUUGCCCCAGAAGUAAAGCCUUAGUAAAAGAGCGUUUGCCGAUUCUCAUUGAACGACAUGCCUUGAUUUUGGCUAUUAUACAAAAUCUAAAAGCAUUGUACAGCGUGCCGAUUGGAGUUAAUUUUGGGUCGAACGCUGUUUGCAUCAGUCUGUUUUUCUACUUACCGUUACAAGAAUGGGUGAUGUUCACACCGAUUCUCGUUUAUUGUUUCCUUGUUUUCUUUUUGUACUGUUACCUUUGUCAAAAACUGAUAAACGCUUCGGAGAAUUUUGAAAAUGCAGUCUACAGUUGCGGGUGGGAGAAAUUUGAUUUGAAGGAAAAGAAAACAGUUUAUGUCAUGAUGUUGCUAGCUCAAAAACCUGUUACUCUAUUAGCUGCAGAUAUAAUUCCAGUAAAUAUUUAUACGUUUGCUACUACUUUGCAAGCGAUAUUUAAAUUUAUUACUGUAGUAAAAUUUUAA
Molecule: messenger RNA, 1170 nt
Organism: Pararge aegeria (speckled wood butterfly)
Lineage: Eukaryota; Metazoa; Arthropoda; Insecta; Lepidoptera; Nymphalidae
Gene: Or-54
Exons: 4
Coding region: 1-1170 (389 amino acids)
Biological process (GO): detection of chemical stimulus involved in sensory perception of smell; sensory perception of smell
Cellular component (GO): plasma membrane
Molecular function (GO): odorant binding; olfactory receptor activity
Source: RefSeq, a predicted model, not a curated record